Wyeomyia smithii (pitcher-plant mosquito) is the source of this 2149-nucleotide messenger RNA. RefSeq names its product guanine nucleotide-binding protein-like 1 (gene Ns4). The record is from RefSeq and is a predicted model, not a curated record. The coding region runs from base 151 to 1914 and encodes 587 amino acids. Gene Ontology annotation, molecular function: GTP binding; GTPase activity. NCBI's taxonomy places the organism in Eukaryota, Metazoa, Arthropoda, Insecta, Diptera, Culicidae. The transcript has 4 exons.
UUCGCAUUUUCUGCGUAUUUCUAAAUACUGCUUCAACGAAAGUCCUUCGUGCUCCUGCAUUUUGCACGUAAGGAAGUGUCAAGACAGAGCGUAAAAUAGUUAUUGUUUGUAUAUUUUAACACAAAAGCAUAACUAUUAAUAAAUACCGAUAUGCCCCAAGGACGAAGAAAGGUUCCCUUCAGCGGAAAGCAGAAAAAACAACAGUUGUUGGCCAAGAAGCAAGCAAAAUCAAGUACAUCGCACAACAUUAUCCGAAAGUUACGUGAUGAAGAGUCGAGUGACAUCAGUGAAGAUAGCGAUUUUCCUCGGUCGUUUUGCGAAAACAUCGAAAAGAUCAACCUGCAACCGAUAAAAGAUCCGCGCAGCAAAGCAAACCGGUAUGUGUUGCAAUUUCAUCGAGAAACAGGAAAGGAGCUCCGGGAGAUGAAGGAGGAUGCCCUCAAAGCCCUUAUAGCUCUUCGAGAUGAGGACCUCGAAAUAGGGGACUACUAUUUCACAGGAUACGAUUUUCCCAAGCGACCAAAGUGGAACUUCGAAAUGUCUAAAGAGCAGUUGGAUGCGAAUGAGAAUCGCUACUUUUUUAAAUACAUCACUUAUCUAGAAAAAACUCAUUACGAUGACAUGAAAUCGUUGAGCUUUUGUGAGCUGAAUUUGGAAACUUGGCGACAGUUAUGGAGAGUACUCGAGCUCUCCGAUAUAGUGCUAGUUAUUGUAGAUGCCCGUUUUCCGGCGCUAAUGUUUCCUCCUUCAUUUUAUAACUAUGUGACUGAAGAUAUAGGAAAGGGGAUGAUACUAGUCAUCAAUAAAAUCGAUCUUGUGGAACCAGAAGCGGUUUUAGCCUGGAAACGUUAUUUCCAAGAGAAAUACAAGGACAUACAAAUUGUUCUGUUUACAUCGUAUCCAUCGUAUAAUUUGCGUGGGAAACAACAAAAUAAGCAGGGCCUGAAAAUUCGUCGUCGCAAAGGACGGAUGCGAAUGGCCGCCGAAGGUGCACAACAAAUUUUUAAUAUCUGUCGAGAGUACGUAGGCGAUGAGGUGGACCUUAGUUCGUGGCAACGAAAAAUCUUAGAAGAAAGAAACGCUUCUAUGGAGGUGGAUGACGAAGACGAACCUCUGGAGACAGAGGGAACCCACGAAGAAGAAAAAGAUUUCUCAUUUGAAGAACUUACAAAGUUCAAAAAUGGAGUCCUUACUAUCGGAUGUGUUGGUUUUCCUAAUGUGGGUAAAUCUUCCUUGCUGAAUGCUGUAAUGGGUAAAAAGGUUGUCUCAGUUAGUAGAACUCCUGGACAUACUAAACACUUUCAAACUAUUUUCCUCACAAACUCCGUCCGUCUCUGUGACUGUCCAGGGCUUGUAUUUCCUUCAUCUGUACCGAGAAAACUGCAGGUGCUUAUAGGCAGCUAUCCAAUCGCUCAACUACGGGAACCAUACGCUUCUGUUAAAUAUUUGGCCGAAAGAGUAAAUUUACCGGCUCUCCUGGCUUUAAAACACCCGUCAAAUGAUGCAUCUGAAGAGUGGUCCGCCAUUGACGUAUCUGAUGCUUGGGCGAUCAAGCGAGGUUUUCUUACUGCAAAAACUGCACGCCCUGACACUUAUCGAGCAGCAAAUAGCAUUCUGCGAAUGACUUUAGAUGGAAAAAUAACGCUUUCGCUGAAACCAGUUGGGUAUCAUCAGCUACUAGAACAAUUGCAAUCCGAUCCUGAGCUUGCGUCGGUUCGGGAUAUACAAGCGUUGGCUGACACCAGUGAUAAAGAAGACGACGAUGACUUGCUAUCCGACACAGAUACGGAGGACCUGGCUGAAGCGGCAAGCAACGAUGCAGAUAAUGAAGAAGACGAGGAAGGCAACUCCACUUUGUCACCAGUUGGUUCCAGUGCUCAGAAUCCAUUUUCACUGCUUGGUAGCCCAGAGUAGAACUGAGGUGGAAAAAUUUAGUAACUAACGUAAAAAAACAAUAUGCGCUUUUUCAUAUCAUACUUUAUUGGCUCGUUGAAACGAGUUAGACGAGAGGAAGAUAAGUUUACUACCGGUCAGAUGGCACGCGUUUGUUACAUAUUUAUUGUUAUGUCACGAUUUAUAUGUCUCUUGCAACCUUAGAAAAAGUACUGUAUUUUGUCCUUUUGCAAUAAAGCUGCAGCUCAGAGUUUUA